This is a messenger RNA of Gossypium arboreum, 934 nucleotides long. RefSeq names its product ycf3-interacting protein 1, chloroplastic. Gene Ontology annotation, cellular component: chloroplast thylakoid membrane. The annotation marks the transcript as partial. Lineage: Eukaryota; Viridiplantae; Streptophyta; Magnoliopsida; Malvales; Malvaceae. Gene Ontology annotation, biological process: response to photooxidative stress; photosystem I assembly. The record is from RefSeq and is a predicted model, not a curated record. The transcript has 6 exons.
ACCAUAAGGCCUCUAGGUCAAGGUCCAGAAGCUGAUAGCCUGAUAUGCCAGGCAUAGCUUAGGCUUCUUUUGGUGAUAGCUAGCCAGAAAAGAAAACCAAGAAAAAUCACAAUAAAUCUCAACCAGAAUCAAUGGAACAAACAAAUUGUUAGUGGUUGAAGUUUCAGGCAGGAAAAAAUCACAGUAAAUGGGGAUUUUGCAAGCGUCCCAAGUGCCUUUUGCAUCGACUUGUUCAUCUUCGUCUUCUUGUCCCCCUGUUGCACCUAAAAGCUUAUCCGCAUGCAAAUCAUUGGCUAUGAAUGUCAAGUUGAGCAAAGUAUGCAGUUCGACGAGUCUGCGACUGCGUAAGAUUGGUGGUGGAGUUGUUGGGGUCGGUAAGGAAGGCGUACAACCAGUGCGCAUUGAUGAGGAUGAUGAUGGUCAUGAUACUUCUUUAUCAGCAACCGCCCAACCGGAGGAAGAUGAGGACCUCCAAUGCGUUCGCCAAAUCCAAAGAGUUCUACAACUUCUCAGGAAAAACCGAGACAUGUUAUUCAGUGAGGUUAAACUGACCGUGAUGAUAGAGGAUCCUAGAGAAGUCGAGAGAAGGAGGUUGCUUGGCAUUGAGGAUCCUGAUGCCCCUACCAGGGAUGAUCUCGUCGAAGCUCUGGAACAAGUCAAUGAAGGGAAGAUCCCCACUAAUCGUGUUGCUCUCAGGAUGCUGGCUGAGGAAAUGACCAACUGGCCUAAUAUAGAGGUUGAAGCAUCGAAGAAACAACGUAGCAAAUCCCUUUAUGCAAGGGCGACAGACACUGGCAUUGAUCCUAAAGAGGUUGCUAAGAGACUAAAUAUUGAUUGGGAUUCUGCUGCUGAAAUCGAAGAUGUUGGAAUCAGUGAUGAAACAGAAGUCCCUUCUGCAGUGGGUUAUGGGGCACUAUACUUGGUCACAGCUUUU